Dictyostelium purpureum is the source of this 390-nucleotide messenger RNA. RefSeq lists its product as uncharacterized. NCBI's taxonomy places the organism in Eukaryota, Evosea, Eumycetozoa, Dictyosteliales, Dictyosteliaceae. The transcript is spliced from 3 exons. The record is from RefSeq and is a predicted model, not a curated record. Bases 1 to 390 code for a protein of 129 amino acids. Gene Ontology annotation, cellular component: mitochondrial large ribosomal subunit.
AUGGCUGAAAAAUUAAACAUCUUAACUAAACUUAAAUCUAUCACAUUUAGCUUCAAUCCACUUUGCUCAAAAUCAAAUUCUAUAAAAUCAUUCAUUCCACUUACAACCAACUCUAGAUCAACCUCAACUGUUCCAGAUUGUAAAAUUCAAUUUAAAUUAGGUGAAGAAUUCGUCAAACCAGAAAUCCUUCUCAAAUUUUCAAAUGGUUCAGAACAAACUAUUAAUACAUCAAAUUUAGAAGUUACUUCAAUUAUUGAAUCAAUUGAUCUUUUAAAGAGAGCUAUCAAAGUCGAAGAAAUUGAAAAAAUCAAAACCUCAGAAACAACUCUUCAAGAAAUUUUACAACCAGUCAACAAAAAGAAAGAUACUGGUGCUAAAGCUAAUAGAUAA